Molecule: messenger RNA, 4692 nt
Organism: Durio zibethinus
Lineage: Eukaryota; Viridiplantae; Streptophyta; Magnoliopsida; Malvales; Malvaceae
Source: RefSeq, a predicted model, not a curated record
UUGUGUAAAAACUCAAACGCCCUUUUUCCAUUUUUAAUUCUUCUUUUUUCCCCAUUUCUUCCAUUAAAUCAAUCGUUUAAGGAGAAGAAUUUUGCAUCUCAUUAAAUACCUUCUACCUUUUAGCUUCCCCAUAUUUUGUUGAAAAUUUUCCCUUGAUUUCCUUCCGAUUUCAAUUCCUUUUUUUUUUCCCUUCCAUUCAAUAAAUCAUUCAAGGGGGAAAAUUUUUGACUUCAUUUAAAAUCUUGGAUCCUUUUGGCUCCCAUCUUUUAUUGAUUUUGUAAAUUUUCUUUUGAUUUCCUCAAAAAAAAAAUGCUGAAACGGAUUUAUUUCACAAUUAAGGAAGGGUCAGCUUACCAAAAACUCUUUCAAUUCCCUUGAAACAAACUUAUUUUCGAUCUAUUUUCCAGUUCAGUUUGUUGAUUUGCUUUCAUUCCAGAGAGACCCAAAACUUUCUUCCUUUUCGUAUCGAGUUAAUCAGCAUCAUCACAAAUAAAGUUUCUUCGAUUAUUGUAAAUAUCGGAGUCUUUGAUUCACCGGAAAAAUGACCAAGAAAAGCAAUUCCAGCUAAUUCACAAUUUUAUCCUUUUAAUUCCACAAGUUUUUCCAAAUUUUUUCUUAUAAUUUUCACGUUUUACGGCAUUCCGAUGAUGAUAAAUGAGAUAAAAGUACUUCUUUUGUAUGAUGACUCUGUUACAAUAUCAUCUAGGUUUUUUUUAUCUCUUUCUGUUUUCGAUAUCCUUUAUAGUAUAAUUUUCUAUUGUUUGUUUUCAUUGCUUGUUACUAUUGUAUCGUUUACUCAUUUUCAAAUUGUCAUGUGAUUAGCAAUAAAACGAAAAAGAUUGAUAAUUAUGCCGCCCUUCAUGUAUUCAUUGGCUGACCUGUAAUCUAUUCUAUAUUGGCAUUUUAAGGGAGAAUUUGGAUCUUGUCUUUUGUAAGAUACAUAAUACAAUUUCUUAUCUGAGCUUGGGCCUAUAGUGUCAAUGGAUGUGGAACAUAAAGAAAGGUACAACUGCUAUUGUGAUUAAGGCUCUUUGAAAGAUUUUUGAAAGAAAUUUGAAGAGGAAGUGAAAAAGAUAAAGAUGCAAGUCUCGAUUUUAGAAGCAUUAAUUUGAUGUGAUGAGAGAGAUGACUUGCCUUAAUAAUAAGCUUGAGCUUCUUGGUAAUCAGGAUAAGGUUCAAGUGAAAAGUUUAAAGGCUAAGGGUUCACGAAAAGCGAAAAGGGAGAUGUUUACAGGAAGGUGAAAGUUUUGGCAAUUCCAGCAAUUUCUCCUUGAAGGUUGAAGAAGCAUGUACAAUCAAGCAGCCCUACGAUGGGGAUUUAGAAGAUGAUGGCAGUCAUUAUGUUGAAAAGAUGAUAAAGAAUCAUGAGACCAUAAUCCGAAAAAGAAAAAGUGAAAAGCUAAAUUUGUUGACUCGAAACCUUCUUCGAGAAAAAACAUUUCCACCCCUACGGAGAGAAAAGGAUUCUGUCAAUCUGAAAUGAAGAAUUCAAGAAGUUAUUGUGAGUUUGGGGAGUUUAAGCAACUGGAGUCCUGGGAUAGAAGACAUUUUUUGUGACAGUAGGCAUGAUUGUGGGGUGGAAAAGCAUCUUGAGGUGCUGAAAGAGUCUCUCUCUAGCAGUCCUGAGCAAAAGAGGCAUUCCUAGCAUUUGGUUAGUAUAUUACCCAUCAAAGAUGCAAUUGACAUAUGGUUUGCUAUUGCGUGAUAUGUGCAUUGUUGAUCUUUUGAUUUAUGGAUAUGGUGACGACAUUAUCAUCUUUUUGUCCUUUUUUCUUGAACCAAACAAGCAAUCAUUGAUGCUGCUGAUUAAUGUGCCACACCCCCCACCCAUGAGGAAAAGAAAAAACUCACAAUUAUGUGAACUUUUACUUAUUAUUCUUAAAUGACAAUUUGUUAUUAUAUUUUAUUCUGUUUUUUAUAUUUUAAUUUUUUAAAUUAUGCAAAAAUAAUAAUAAAAUUAAAACUCGCAGCAUCAUUGGGAUCUUGUACAAAUAAAUUUCACCUCACAAUCAAUAUACUCAACCAAUAGAAACAUAUAUAAAACAAAAUCACAUCAAAAAUUCUAAAAAUAGAAAAAAGGAAAGAAAAAAAUCCAACCUGUAAAGAUCUUCAAAGCUAAGUCCGGUAGCAUUAUGAUUAUAAAUUUCAUGAAUCGCAUGUUCCAGAACAGUCCAUGACUUGUCUGCAUAUGUUGGAUCAACCACCACCCUAUGCUUAAACUUUGUCUUCUGAGCACUCAUUUUUUUCCUUUUUUGUCAAUUUUCUUUUCCAAAAUCUAAAAAUCAAGCUUCAAAAUCAAAAACUCACCGUGAGUCUGACCUGAUUAAUCAUUCUGGUUGUAUAACCCCAAGAGGCAAUAAGCAUUGUUAAUCAGUAAAGUUUAGUCACAAGUCCACUUUUAAGAGUUCAUAACAAUUUUAUUGUUCGAUUUGCUCCUUUUGCUGGAUGACUGAUUAAUUGAUUGAUUGAUUGGGGCUUGUCCUAAAGGAACCAAAACAUAGAAUUGGAAAUCUAUGAAGUUGUUACUUGGUAUGGACAGAGUGAACACGAACUGAAAAGUCUAGAAAUAGGAAAACAAAAGUAAUAAAGUGUAGAAUAAUAUGCACCAAAACACGGUAUAAUGAAUCUUUGUCUACGCCAUCAGAGCAAUAAUUCUCCAGUGUGAUCCAAUCUGUUCUGUUUUCUAUUUGCAAAUAAGCAGUCAAUGAAAGUAAUAGACAAGUAUUUCCUGUAGUUACUCCUGAUUAUGAUUAUAGGAAUGCUCGUGGAAAGUUAGAUUCAAAAUGCUUCCUUGAGUCUGCUCUUAAAUGCUUGAUUUCGAUAGUGGGGGUCAGUGCACCUCCCAGUUCUCACCACACUGGACCCCAUCGAAAUUAAGCCUAAGAAAAUACAGCAGUCAUUGACAGAGGACUGAGUUUUUGGAUUCACUUUGGAUCCAAGCGGCCAGGAUGCAUCCUGGAACCACAUUUGCUAGAUAAUGUGCGUUAGAUAGAAUGGGUCUAUACGGUAAGAAGAUUCACAGAAAGUUUUGCAAAGAAGACAAAUUGAAGUAAAGACCACGGAAAGCUGAACAGUACAUGGAAAACGUGUUCCCUGACCCCCUUCGAAAGGUAGAAGAUCUUGACUUUGGAAAUAAACUUCUUUAAGUUCGUUAGUCUGGAAAUUAACAUUCAACAAAAAGGAACAAUUUCUCAUAUUUGAACUUAAACAUGGCCUCGACUAAUAUUACAGCUUUCAUACUGAUAAUGGUAUGGACUAUCGUCCUUUUUUCCUAUGCUGCAGCUGAAGUUGCCACAACUUCGUCACUAGAACUAGAGGCAAAGGCUCUACUUGAGAGUGGUUGGUGGAGUAGCUGCAGCAACGAUACUUUGCAGCGUUGCAACUGGGCAGGUAUCUCAUGCAAUGACGCUGGUAGCGUCUCAAAAAUGUACCCACCUUCUGAUGUUAUUAAGGUUGGUGUUAAAUUUGAAAAUAUGGACUUCUCCUGCUUUCCGAACCUUGUUUUUCUCAGUCUUAGUGGUCAAGAAGUCCUCGGGAGCAUGGACGACCUUGGGAGCAUUUUGUCCAGCAUAGGCUAUCUAUCAACAUUAGUGCACCUCGACUUGUCCAACAAUUAUUUAUUUGUGCAAACACCUAAGAAUGGAGAUCUGUUCUCGAUAUGGAACUAUGAUGGAAAGUUAGCAUAUGAAGACAUCAUAGCAGCAACAAAUGAUUUUGACAUCCGAUACUGCAUUGGAACUGGUGGUUAUGGAAGUGUUUACAGAGCACAGUUACCUAGUGGCAAAGUGGUGGCCUUAAAGAAGCUUCAUCGUCUUGAAGCAGAAGAACCGGCUUUCGAUAGGAGUUUAAAAAAUGAGAUAAAAAUUUUGACAGAAAUUCGACAUCGGAAUAUUGUGAAGCUACUUGGUUAUUGUCUACACAAAAGAUGCAUGUUUUUGAUUUACCAAUACAUGGAAAGAGGAAGCUUGUUUUGCGUCUUAAGUGAUGAUGGUGAAGCUGUGGAAUUGGAUUGGACCAAAAGAGUUAACAUCAUCAAGAGCACAGCUUAUGCUUUGUCUUACUUGCAUUAUGAAUGCACACCGAUAAUAGUUCACAGAGACAUAUCAAGUAACAACAUUCUUUUAGACUCAGACUCGGAGGCUUUUGUCUCUGACUUUGGUACUGCUAGAAUCCUAGACCCUGAUUCUUCAAAUAUAACCAGGCUUGUUGGCACUUGUGGCUACGUUGCUCCAGAACUUGCCUAUACAAUGGUUGUAACAGAAAAAUGUGAUGUUUUUAGCUUUGGAGUUCUGGCAUUGGAAACAUUGAUGGGAAAACAUCCUGGAGAACUUUUAUCAAUGGUGUCAAAACCAUCAUCUUUGCAAAAUAUAAUGCUAUCCGAUAUGUUAGAUCCACGUCUCUCACCUCCAACAAGCCAGAUGGUCGCGCAGAAUAUUGUUCAUGUUGCUACCAUAGCAUUAGCAUGUGUACAUACCGAUCCAAAAUUCAGGCCAACGAUGAAACAGGUCGCCCGAGAGUUUCUUUCUUGUCAAAGAUCAUUAAGGAACCCCCUUCGAACAAUCUCUUUGCUGCAACUGGUGAACAGUGAGAUGCACAUGGAAGGUGCAUGACAAAUUCCGUCACAUUGUUGAUGUCUGGCAAGUCAUGUCUUGUUUCAAUAAACUGAUGAAUAAGAUGCAUUUCCAGUUUCAU